Podarcis raffonei (Aeolian wall lizard) is the source of this 1134-nucleotide messenger RNA. RefSeq names its product lipocalin-15-like. The record is from RefSeq and is a predicted model, not a curated record. Lineage: Eukaryota; Metazoa; Chordata; Lepidosauria; Squamata; Lacertidae. The transcript has 7 exons. Bases 390 to 941 code for a protein of 183 amino acids. Gene Ontology annotation, molecular function: small molecule binding.
AGUUGAAGCCUCCAGUGGGGUGCCAUUGAGGCUCCCAGUCUUUCUCUCCCCGCCCCGUCUGUACACAAGUACGGAUGGGGAGUGUGCCAAACUGGGUCUUUGACUCAGGUGAAAUAAAGCCUGGUUUUGCCCCGGUUGGUAUCCAGUUGCAGCCCAGCAAUUAUCACUUAAUAGGGUGUUACCCAAUACCACCUAUCCAAGAUAGCAGAUCCACAGUUGGCCAAAGUGUUACAUAAGACGUGGGAGGAGGCGCUGCAGAGCGCCCUGGCUGCUGUGACACCCAAGGGGAGAGGUAUAAAGUUGGGCGCCUUCGAAGGAGACGGCAUCUUCCUCUGCCCAGCUGCUUUUCUAUUGACAGCACGCAAGGAGCAAGAGGAGGCACCCGCAGGAUGAGGUCCACCAUGCACAGCCUUUUGAUGCUCCUGCUUUGCUCAUUCUGCGUUCGGGCAGACAUUGCCAUGCAACCAGACUUCGAUCUUCAGAAGUUUUCAGGGAUGUGGCACAUCAUGGCUGGAUCGUCAAACUGCCCUGUGUUCCAGGGCAUGAAGAGCCUCAUGACAACAUCUGCUGCUCUAGUCAAACCCCUUCCAAACGGUGACAUGAAAAUACUUACUGGCUACCCUUUCCCUGAGGAGUGCAAGAAGGUAGAGAUGUACUUUAAGAAGACAGACCAGCCUGCACACUUCACAAAUGACGAGAAUGCCAAGAGAGAUAUGCGGGUGCUGGAAACCGACUACACCAACUUUGCCCUCCUCUACACCUUCAAGGAGAUCGAAGACGAGCCCAGCAGCACCACCGUCCAGUUGUACACCCGCACUCAAGACAUCAGCAAUGAAGUGCUGGAGAAGUUCAAGGAGCAUUACCACAAGGUGGGGCUCACAGACGACCUGAUGGUAAUCCUCCCCAAGUCUGAUGUUUGCUACAAGCUCCUCAGUGCCUGAAGUGGACCCAAUUCACCAGCAGCCAAGGCUUAACCUCCACCCCACUGCAGAAGUCCCACUGAUUCAGAAAUCACUGCUGCUGAUCAGAUCUCUCACUCCCUUCUCCCACUUCAGGCGUUCCCCACUCUGCAAUCUGACCACUGCUUCAUCCACACCCCACCCUUUCCUGCUGAAUAAACAGCUUUACAAGGUG